Molecule: messenger RNA, 2163 nt
Organism: Nerophis lumbriciformis (worm pipefish)
Lineage: Eukaryota; Metazoa; Chordata; Actinopteri; Syngnathiformes; Syngnathidae
Source: RefSeq, a predicted model, not a curated record
AUGAUUCCUACCGAGGACGCGUCCGCCAGGAAGCGAGAAAUUGAGGAGAAACUCCAGCAGGAACAAGAAACUCUGGCCUUCAUCCGCGAGAACCUGGAGAAGAGCGAUCAGCUGACAAAUGGAAUGGUGUCCAUCCUGUCGUCAUUUGAGAGCCGUCUGAUGCAGUUGGAGAACGCCAUCAUUCCGGUCCACAAGCAGACCGAGAACCUACAGCGUCUGCAGGACAAUGUGGACAAGACGCUGUCCUGCAUGGACCACGUUAUCAGCUACUACCACGUGGCCAAGGACACGGACCGCAUCAUUAGGGAAGGGCCUACGGGUCGACUGGACGAAUACCUGGCGUGCAUCGCCAAGAUCCAGAAGGCCGUCGAGUACUUCCAGGACAACAAUCCCGACAGCCCGGAGCUCAACACCGUGAAAGGGCGCUUGGAGAAGGGCAAGGAGCUCCUGGAGGCGGAGUUCCGCAGCCUGCUAACCCGUUACAGCAAGCCGGUGCCGCCAGUCCUCAUCCUGGACGCCAUCGGCGGAGAUGAAGAGCUGGACACCGCCGAGGACGUGCUGCUGGAGCACCUGCCGCAAGCCGUCCUCCACGACAUCAUCUGCAUCGGCGGCUGGCUGGUCGAAUACGGCCGCAAUCAAGAUUUCAUGACGGUUUACUUCCAAAUCCGCUCCAGUCAGCUGGACCGCUCCAUCAAAGGUCUGAAGGAGCACUUUCGCAAGAACAGCGCCUCGUCGGGCAUUCUCUACUCGCCCGCCGUGCAGGCCAAGCGCAAAGACACGCCCACCAAGAAGGUGCCCAAGAGGCCCGGGACCAUUCGCAAGGCUCAGAACCUUCUCAAACAGUACUCACAGCAUGGGCUGGAUGGCAAAAAGGGGGGGUCCAACCUGGCACCAUUGGAAGGUUACGAUCACGACCCGCGAGUCAGGCACGUCUCCGAGGCUCCGGUUGACAAGCUCGCCGGCCCCCCAGGCAGAGACGACGCGCUGGACGCCGAGAUGGACGCGUACAUCCACUGCAUCAGCGCCUUCGUCAAGCUGGCGCAAAGCGAGUACGCCCUCCUGUGCGAGGUCAUCCCCGAGCACCACCAGAAGAAGACCUUCGACUCGCUCAUUCAGGAGGCUCUGGAUAACCUGAUGCUGGAAGGCGACAACAUCGUGGGCGCCGCCCGCCGCGCCAUUCUACGCCACGACUACUCGGCCGUGCUCACCAUCUUCCCCAUCCUGAGGCACCUGAAGAUCAACAAGGCAGACUUUGACGCCACGCUGCAGGGGACGGCGGCCAGCACCAAGAACAAGCUGCCGGCGCUCAUCGCAUCCAUGGAGAGCAUCGGGGCCAAAGCGCUGGAGGAGUUCGCCGACAGCAUCAAGAACGACCCCGACAAGGAAUACAACAUGCCCAAGGACGGCACGGUGCACGAGCUGACCAGCAACGCAAUCCUCUUCCUGCAGCAGCUGCUGGACUUCCACGAGACUGCGGGCGCCAUGUUGGCCUCACAAGUCCUGGGGGACACUUACAAUAUCCCCUUAGACCCCCGAGAAUCCACAUCUUCAUCCAGCAGCUACACGUCAGACUUCAACAAGCGACUCCUCAGCACGUAUAUCUGUAAAGUUCUGGGGAACCUUCAACUCAACCUGCUCAGCAAGUCCAAAGUGUACGAGGACUCUGCUCUGAGCGCUAUUUUCCUCCACAACAACUACAAUUACAUCCUCAAGUCUCUGGAAAAGUCAGAGCUGAUCCAGUUGGUGACGGUGACUCAGAAGCGAGCGGAGAGUUCCUACCGAGAACUCAUAGAGCAACAAAUCCACGUUUACCAGCGCAGCUGGCUGAAAGUGACGGAGCACCUGACCGAGCGGAACCUUCCCGUCUUCCAGCCCGGCGCCAAGCUCAAGGACAAAGAACGGCAGGUCAUCAAGGACAAGUUCAAGGGUUUCAACGAGGGUCUGGAGGAAAUUUGCAAGAUCCAGAAGGGGUGGGCCGUCCCCGACAAGGAGCAGAGAGACUUCAUCCGGCGGGCUCAGAGGACCGUCGUCAGUGACGCUUACGCCGCGUUCCUGCGCAGAUGUGCCAACCUGCCUUUCACCAAGAACCCCGACAAGUACCACAAAUACCGUCCGGAGGAAGUGGAGGACAUGAUCGACAGACUUUUCGACACCUCCGCUUGA